Messenger RNA from Haliotis rufescens (red abalone), 5465 nucleotides. RefSeq lists its product as uncharacterized. Gene Ontology annotation, molecular function: STAT family protein binding. The record is from RefSeq and is a predicted model, not a curated record. Gene Ontology annotation, biological process: negative regulation of transcription by RNA polymerase II; protein dephosphorylation. Gene Ontology annotation, cellular component: nucleus. Lineage: Eukaryota; Metazoa; Mollusca; Gastropoda; Lepetellida; Haliotidae. The transcript is spliced from 5 exons. The coding region runs from base 605 to 2131 and encodes 508 amino acids.
CUACCUGAAAACAAGUUCUCGGUCAUGACGACGCAACCAACAAAUGCUUGACUGUAUAACUUAAGUUGAUAGAACUUCAUUUCGUAGUAUUUUAAAAGGAAAACGUUUAACUUGGACAUGUGUAAGUAGAAGAUCAACAUAUAUGACUUUGACUACUUCCACAGCACCAAAAAUCAAUAUUUGGAAUCACAGUUAGGAAUGCUGAAACCGAUGUGAAAGAUGGCUGUUCUGAAUUACCUGUACCCUAGUCCACUGCGAGAUGCGCUGAUGUUUUUAUUUGACUUGGCAUGGCACCAACUUCACACUCUUGCAUUUGUCACAUUCACAAGUUCCUUGUUUAUACCUGAAAACUAACAGAUGUUUUAGAAUCAGCACAGAACUCAUGUCUGAAGUAGUGCCUUUCGGUGUUAGUAGCUAUACUGAUCUAGCUACAAAUCUGUCGUCAGCGUUGAUGUUUCUCUUUGAGUUUGCUUGGAGGAUUCGUUUUCGCUUACCUAGUUUGAUCACAGUCACCUUCCUUGCACUUGACAUCAGGGUUAGAGUUGAAAUUGAACUACAGAACAUGCCAUAAUAUGUAGGGUGUUGCCACAGUCUAGCAUUCAAGAUGAGUCGUGGUGUUAGAGACCUAAGAGACCUUAUUUGUGUGUCCCGUUUGACGGUCCGUGAGAGCGAUGAGGAGAUUAUUAGUGAUGAAGAACUGAACAACUUUGAUUCUUUAUCAAUCAGCAGCGAUAGUGGAUCUGAUAACAAACAUGGCCUGACUAAUUCUCAAGGACUCAUUCAGGGUGGCAUUUCACCUGAUUCAGGUUUCGUGACAAAUGGUUCACCAUCGGAAGUUGUGGCCACAGCUAAUGUAGAAACUCAAAUUUCAAAAUCCCAGAAAAGGGCGGCUAAAAGGAGACGUAAAAAGAAGGAAUUAGAGACUUUUCCCUCUCGCCAUGACCUCCCCAAACCACCACCCCUUCCUCCAGUGCAAGGUGGUUCGGAAGACUUCUCACAGGAAUCAGUGCAGCCUGACUCUGAAUCAAGCCGAGUUGGAAAUUCAUCUGCCCAAAUGAAAUCAAGAGCAUACAAGAAAAGUGGUAACUAUGACGAUAUGUUGUGCUUCAUGGAUGCUACACUUGUGUCGGGUUGGCUUACUCAGGCCAAUGAUGCAGUCGGAGCCCUAUGCAAGUUUUGUCACGCAGGCGACAAUUAUGUUCAGUUUGCUCACUUUUGGCUCAGCAGCUUUUCAGAUGUGCAAAAGCAUGAAAUAUUUGAAAUGGAGUAUGAAAUUCUCAUUGAAGAGAUGUGUUUAGCAUUUUCCGUUGGUAGGGAACAGAGGAAAGUUCUGAGAUCCGACAUUACAAAUCUUGCCUCAGCUCUUUUGGUUGAAUACCCCUCAAAGUUGAUGAGUUCCAAGGGCAAUCAUUUAUUCCUGGAUUACCUUGAUAUUCUGUCAUCUGAGAAGAAAGAGCAGUACAAGCACCUGUUGUCCAAUGUUCGUUGUUCCACCAAGAACAGACAGUAUGCCCAGUGGUUGCUGGCCACAAGGUCGUUUGCCCUUGUCAGUAUGUGGAGUGCAAUAACAAACUUUUACCAGAACUUGACAGGGAUUGGGAACCAUUCCGGGCUGCCCCUGCCGUCCAGUGUCUCAUGUCUUGAUGCAAGCUACCAGAGGAUGUAUCAGGCAAUUAGAUUAGGGUAUGUGGAUGUACUGCACUACCUGCUCGUAGGAGGCCAUGUCAAGCCACAUCACCUUGAUUCCCACCAGAGAAGUCUCAUCUUCACUGCUGUUAUGCACAACCAGGAAAAAGUUCUGCACUACUUACUGACAAGGGUUCAUCCAGCAAUAAACCCGAACCAGCCGGCUGACACAGGCAACACCCCUCUCCAUGCUGCUGCCAACAGCGGCAAUCUCAGUCUGGUGGUGGAGCUCCUCAAGUGUCCCUACGUUCAAGUCAGUGCUACCAACCCACAGUGUGAACAUGCUACUCCACUACACCUUGCUGUCAUGCAUGGUCAUGAGAAGGUGGUAGAGGUGCUUGUGGGGGCCAAGGCUGACCUCGAUGCCAAGAUGGGGGACCUCACGCCAUCAGACAUUGCGCGAGACUUUGGGAAGCCAGACCUCCAGAAGCUGUUGACAAGCUAGUAUUGACUAUAGUGUAGUUGCAGGGAAACUACUAUGCUAGUAUACUACUCCCCUGAGAAAUACUAGGGAAAUGGCAGUAGUCUGAAAUUAUAUGUAUGAUUUGUACUGCUGUGUAUGGAAAUAUUUUUGGGAUAUUAAUUAUAUAUUUUUAUGAUAUAGAGUUAUGAAUAUAGACCAGAUGACUCGAUCAAACUCACUUAUGUGACCAUAAGUGAAUUAUUAACUGUAUCUCACACUUUGAGAUGUGAAUAAAAAUGCGCCAUUGGUGUCAUGAAAUAGUAUAUAUUUUAACCUUUUAGCCAAAAGUUAACCUGAAAAGUUGUAUGUUAACUUUCAUUCCAAACGGAAGAGUAUUUGAUAACUACAUAACCUCUCCUUGGAUUCAUCGUUUUUAACAUGAAAUCAAUAAUGUUUGCAUUCCAUUGAAGAUUUUAUUUGAUAUUAAAUAGGAAAUCAGUGCUUAGGAAAAUGAUUUCCUAAACAAGGAAAACAAUAUUUGUGAUGCAAAACCAAGUUAGACAACUGUAUUCGCGUGCUAGUGAGUCAUGCUAUUGUACAUUUACUGAAGUCUGAGAAUGAUAGGAAUCUUCCUGUUGUCAGUCAGGACCUUCUUGUGUUGGAUCAUGCAUCCACUCGGAGACUGUUAUGUGCAUAUUUAUCAGACAUACAUGUCUUUCACUGGAACUACAAAACAUUUGUGUGAUUCAGCUAAUGUGAUUUGCUUCCCUCUCCUGUUAAAUUGUUUUAUUUAACAAUCUUAGAUAUGAAGAUUGGUAUCUGAAUCAGUUUAUUCCUCACAUUUUAAAUGAAAAAAUGUUAUUUUAGUUGAUUGUAACAAAUGCUUUUGUUCAGCUGCCUGCCAUUAAUUAGUAUUAGUCAGCUGCCAAAUCUAUUUACUGGGAUUAUGUUAUAGGAUGUUUGUGUCUACUUCAUUUGAUGCUACUCAAAAGAAGGUAAGUAACGUCUGACGCUCUCAUAUUGCUAUAUGUGAUCUGUAUAAUAUGAAUGAAUCAGGUUUUCUUUAACUACUUUUGAGAAGUAUAUUUACUGUGGGGUAAUAAUUGAAUUAAUUGUUUCUUCUAGAUGUGCAUUAGGAAGAAAGGAAGAUAACCCCCUAGCAAUAGUACAUUUGUCACCGCAUACUAUUUAACCCCAUGUCAUUAUGAAGUAUGACCUCCCGAUUCUUUCAUAUUACUGUAGUUAAUCUAUCAUGGUAUGAAAGAAUGGGAGGUCCUUGACUUCUUUUGACUAGUAUGAAAUAGGAUUAACAUGGAGAGGAUGGUUUGAUUAGCUUGUUUGUGAAGUCGGUAGAUGUUUGUAUGUGAAAUGUGUCCAUGUUUCAGUGGCUUUGAGAAAUAACCCUGUAAGCAUGGUAAGAACAGACGUUAUUUGAGAAACAGGGAGACAACUCUGUACUGACUACAGAUUGUAGCUGUAGAUUGGUCCAAGGUGAAAAGCUAAAUCCAAGGUUUCUAGCUAUACAACUUAGGCAUCCUUGCUAUGAGAACUGAAUCUCAUGCUGUUGCUGUGUUAGUCCUAGAAUUUGCCAUGGUUGUAAAAAAUUAAAUAUAUCUAUAUAUUUACCUUAGUCAUUUGGAUCACAGAUAAAUUUUGUGAUAUUUCAGUGCUGUGUGUUUAUUAGGCAAAAAUGGAUUCAGUGUCCUGCUACAAUAUAUAAACUGUUAGAUGUAGUAAUUAUCUUUCAGACGCUGCUGUGGUAGAAGACAAAUUAUCAUUGUAGAUUUACUGGUAAUAAUGGUCUUUCCAGGUAUUCUGAAUUCUGCCUGCAGUGGUUGGUCCAUUCAUAAAGAAUUGGCCGUGUGGUGUUACAGAAAUGAAGGCAAAUACUCUCCAUGUUAAUGUUUAUUUUUUAUAAUUGCACUGUCCGUGUUACUGAUAUAAGUACAUGAAAUUAAUCAAUCUGAAAGACUGUAUGGUUCCCAGUCAAGUAUUCUCAGAAAGGUGACAUGGUUAAGAUUUUUAAAUUUUCUUUGAUUGUGUUGUUAACUGUAUGAUAAUAAACUUGCUCAAUUUUAUUUUUAAUGGUGACCUCUGACAUUCUCUGUGUGUACAGUAAUUUAUUCUUCAUGCGACUCAUGUAUAUAACAUGUACAUUCUGAAAGGUUAUUUAUGUGAGACUUGUCUGAAAUAUUGUUGAUGCAGUUUUGAAUAAGGAAUCUAUUUUUUAUGAACCCACAUUCUUUUGAAUGGAGUGCAAAGCUGGAGUUAAAUCAUUAAACGGAAAAAACAAUAUUUUUACAUGUUCACCAUAUCAUAUGAUGUACAGAUAAUGUUUACCUAGAAGAACAUUCAUCACUACAUGGCUUCAAUAUUGCCCAUGCUGUGUAAAGUUUUAAUUCGCUCACUUCAAGAUUAUUAUAUGAUAUCCAUUCUUCAUGAGCAUGGUCCAGUCACACAGUGUACCCCUGUGGGGAAGCUGGGUUAGAACUGGUCCCCAAGAACUUAUGCUGGACCUAAGAGGCGACUCAAUGGAUAGGAUGGUCCUGGUACCCCGAUGGAAGAGAUUGUUGCUUACAAUAUCAAUCAAUGGAUUGUCUGAUCCUGAUUUGAUUAGAGGCUGUUGUCAUAUAGCUGGAAUAUUGCCGAGUGCAACAUUAAGAAACAGACAAGCUGCACCACAGACAGAGUGUAUAUUUGCAUCUGUGUCACAUAAUGUAAUAUAUUUGUACUGUGUCCGUGGGGAUAUUGGGGUUGGCUACGACCAGUCCUGGAAGCUGGAGAAGAUUUAACAUCACCUCACUGGAAACACUUCAGAGUGGUAGUGGUGUUUGUGAAGUGUGUUUCUGUUUGAUUGCACAACCUUCCUUCAUCAUGAGGCAACAAUACUUGUCCAAACUGUAAAUGUCACAUGUCACAAGUGUCACUAGUCAAACUCAUCCUAACUGAUGUUAUAUUAACUGAACAUACUUUGCACUGGUGGAACCAGAGGUGGUGUUGGUGGUCAUGUAUAUAUAUUCGCUUUAAAAUCCAUGCAAAACCUGCUGUUUAUUUGUGUUCCUGCAGAAUCCCUGCAAUAUUUCACUGUCGAUCUGCCUGUCUUCUCUCUGAAGUCACCAUCCUUGUGUUCACCAAGGAGCAGUAUAUAGUUAUGUCAUGUUAUUCAUUGCUGUGUACGUGAUUCCCAACAUUUCAGCAUUAUUUGUUUAUGAUUUCAAUAGUUUCAACAGUGUUGCCAAAAUUUGAAGGUGGAUAACAUAAGCACACAUAUCCACAUAAAGAUGUGAUCAUCUGGGAGAAAUUAUUAUCUUGGCUCUUGUGCAGUGUCUGUUAUUUUACUGAAACAUCGAUUUUAAGAAAUAAAUAAUUUCACAUC